AUGUCUGAAGUAAAUAGAGAAAAUAGAGCUGAAUAUAUACGGAGAAUCCUUUUCUCACAACUUCCUGAAAGACGUAAUGCUUUUGAUGUUGACAUGCUUCUUAGUGAAUAUGCUGAGUUGGUUGAUAACAUGAAGAAUGGGAUUAAUAAUUACGCUGAGGGAGCACUCAGGCUCGCUGAAGGCUGUAAAAAUGAGAGCAACCACUGGCGUAGCGCGAUGACAGUCGACAUAGCCUUAAAUGCACUUGAAGGAGUUACUUUCAAACAAUCCUGUCCCUUCGCAAAUCAAUCACUUCCCAGUGACUUUGAUGUUACCAAAUUUUGUAGUAUGUUAACUGAACUGUUCGAUGGAGAAGGUUCUUCUAACCAGGUUUGCGAAUCGGUUAGAAACACAAAUGUACAUUUUUCUUCUGUUGGUCAAAAGCGUUCUUCAGUAGAUUUCGAAAAGCAUUAUUCUUCUCCUAAAAGACAUUUAGAAAAAUCACAAAGUACAAGCUUGCAUAAAAAUUCCAGUAAUAGCAACCAUAACACUGAAGUAACUGAAUCUGAGUCGACUCUUUUCCAAACAGCAGGAUCCUUGCUGGAACAAAAUCUAAAAUCGAAACAAAAUGAAAAUAACAAUAGAAUAUCUCUGAUGUAUGGCUCCUCUAAACGAUCUUUAGGGAGUCGUCGAGGUGUUCGGGGUAACAUUGUCCCACCAUUUGAAAAAGAUUCAGAUUCGACAUCAAACUACAGUGCAGAAAACAAAUCAGAGGCAUCUAUAUGUGAUGAACGACUGAAACAAUUUGACCAAAAGAUUGUUGAUAUGAUUAUGAGUGAGAUAAUGGAUUCCAAGAGUUCAAUUACAUGGGAUGAUAUUGCUGGUCUUGAAUUUUCUAAGAAAACAUUGCAGGAAAUUGUAAUACUUCCUAUGCUUAGACCGGACCUUUUUGUUGGGCUUCGUGGACCUCCAAAGGGCUUGCUACUUUUUGGCCCUCCUGGGACAGGAAAAACUUUGAUCGGUAAAUGUAUUGCAUCACAAAGUAACUCGACAUUUUUCAGCAUCAGCGCUUCCUCUCUUACUUCAAAAUGGGUUGGUGAAGGUGAGAAAUUGGUGCGUGCAUUGUUCUCAAUUGCUCGGAUUCAUCAACCAUCUGUUAUUUUUAUUGAUGAAGUCGAUUCUCUGCUUACUCAACGCUCCGAAACAGAACAUGAGUCAAGCAGACGGAUUAAAACCGAGUUCUUAGUACAGCUAGACGGAAUAACAACAAAUGACGAUGAACGCAUACUUUUCAUUGGAGCCACAAACAGACCUCAGGAACUUGAUGAGGCCGCCAGACGGCGGUUUGUCAAGCGAUUGUAUAUCCCAUUGCCUACCAGGAGCGCGCGAAAGCAAAUAGUACAAAGAUUACUGCGACAAAACCAUCACACACUAAAAGAGGAAGACUUUUGGGACAUUGCUGAUCGUGCUGAUGGUUAUUCGGGAGCAGACAUGGCAAAUCUCUGUCGAGAAGCUGCAAUGGGACCUAUACGCUCUCUGACAAUAGAAGCAAUACAACAUAUAGCAUGCGACGAAGUUAGACCAGUCGAACUGACUGACUUUCAUGCUGCUUUCAGACAAGUUAGAGCAAGUAAUUCGUCCAGUGAUCUGGAACAGUAUCUGAAAUGGAAUAGUCAGUAUGGAAGUUUCGAAGUUUAG
Schistosoma rodhaini is the source of this 1677-nucleotide messenger RNA. Lineage: Eukaryota; Metazoa; Platyhelminthes; Trematoda; Strigeidida; Schistosomatidae. The record is from the annotation of a GenBank genome assembly.